UAGUUUCUUUUUCCAGUUCAAAGAACACCACUACCUCAAUAGCCCAACCUUAUCUAACCUUAAUCGCCAUCACGGUGUUGUUCGAGAGAAAAAGGAUUCGCCGAGAGCCUUCGCCGUCAGUCCAAGCCAUAGCCAAUUCGCCUAGAGCCUUCGCCGUCAGUCCCACUGCCCAGUGGCCCACUGCCCAGCACCGCGUCGCCGACUCCCUCAAUUCCAAUUGAAUCAGGUACGAUAUACUCUUCGGGUUUACACUUUUUGAGGGAUUUGGUUUGGUCCUCUCCUCUUGUAUUCUUCUUUAUUUAAUUCAAUAAGAAUUGAUGUUUGGUCUUUUUUUCCGAUUUGGCUAAUGGCCAGUUCUAAAUCCAAAUGUGAGUUUGAAUUAGCAUUUGAUGCAGUGGUAGCUUAGUGCUAGAGGGGGCAGUUUCUAGGCAAAGUUGCAGAUGGUUCUUCAUGGAAUGGUUCUUUGGUGUGUUUGGAAGGUAUACAAUAGUUGUUAGUAUGAUGGUCCAAAAAUUUGCACUAGGCAAGUCCAGUACCAGUAGGUCUUCUAUCUGGUCUAGGUUUGGUGUUGGUUAAACAAGAAGAAGUGGUUGGUUUUGGAGCUGAUGAUUUAUACGGGGUGGAGAUUGGAUAAGUUUUGGUUUAUGUGGCUUUAAUGUCUAAAAUGUUUUCUUAAAAUACCCACAUGUUCGUUCAUGUGAUUGUGGUACGGUCAGUUAUAAGUGGGAAGUACACCAUGCGCGAUAACUACACAGGUCUAUAUACUAUGCUGUUAGGGGAUUUGGUUGGUUUUUCACUGCUUUGAGAUUAGAACAAUUUACAAAUGCUACAUAAAGAAAAGAGUUUACCAGUGUUGAACGGUCUAAUAAUGAUAUAAUUUUAUAUCUAUUAUAGUGAUAAUUAUAAUGAUCUCUUUGUAGUUAUCUUCGUGCACCCUUAAAGUGGUUCACUAAAAGUUAGUUUAAUGGUUACUGUUUUUUAAGAGAGAACAAAAUUAAAAUUUAGUAUUUGAAGGAGAGAUUGAGGUGAAAUGACACUAUUUUGUUGAUGUCCUUUUAUCAAUCUCAACUGUGAAGAAGAGAUAAUGUGAGGGAGUUAUUCUAUACUAAAAGAUUAUGUAGUUUUAAAACUUAUUUCUUGGUAAAUGAAUUGAGAGUUGCUGAAAAUUGUUGUAUGCUUCAAGGUAACAACUUGCUUGUUUUUGAUGACUCGUGUCUAUGAGUUUAGGAAUUGAUUUUUGGCUUGAUCAAUUAAUCAAUUUGUGAUCAUGAUUAGCUAAUUGUUUAUAAACUUAAUGUACAAUUGUGAUAAGCUUUUUGUAAACUUAAUGAACGAAAUCAAUUUUUGGGAAACCUGAUUGCUCUCUUUUGUGGUGCUUCUGUUUUUGAUGAUGAUCUAGUAGCAGGACUUUCUGGUUUGUUAUUCUUUAGGUUGCUUGCAGUCUCAACACAAACAUGACUAACCAUUCCCAGGAAAUCCAUGGUUAUAACAAAUAGCUGAAGUGGCUGCCAUGAGUUACUGUUUGAAGCUCCUGUUUGAUGAUGAGCAUGGAGGAGACAGAGAUAUAAGAUGGUGGCAGAUUCGUAUGAAAAAGCUUGACAAUCAUUAUGGUUCUCUAAUCUCAACAGGAAAAGAUGCAACCGAUCUAAUUAGACGACAAUGUAAAGCAUAUGAGCCCAUGUUAAUGAGAAGCCAAAGCUCUAAAAUUUUCAUCCUCCUUAUUAUGAUAUGCUGCAGGGAACAUGCACAUUUGGUGGCAUCCAUUACAGCAGUCUUGUAGUCUUUAAUUUGAUAAAUAUCCGCUAUUAUAAGGCAUAGCAGUUUUUAUGAAUCCUUACACAGCGGAUAUUUAACCGUUGUGUAAUCAUGGGUGUUUUUUCAUUACCAUUACACAGCGGAUAUUUAACCGCUGUGUAAACAUAAAACCUUUCCCACCCGCCACAUGCACAGCGGUUGGUUUCCGCUGGAAAAGGUCAAAUUUAUCCGCUGUGUAAUCCAUGUUUUGUAGUAGUGGUACUCUUCAUAUUUUGUUUCAUGUUGGUGUUGUUUUUCAUUUAGUGGGAAGUACAUACUCAAUUUUGGUCCUCAUGCCUUUACCAUGGUUUUGAAGAACAAUUGGGAAGAAAGAUCAUAUGGUCGCUGUCUGAUAUCGUGAUGGUAUGAGGUAUAUAUUAUGACAGGUUUUGGUCAUUGGUGCUAUGGCGGCUUUGGCUAAGGUUUUUUCAACAAUGGGAGGGACGAUCGAUGUUGUGCUUAGGUUUUCUAUUAAGCAGUUGUUGUAGAUAUGAAGUAUGUGACUACAUGCGUACCAUGAUUUUUUGGCUCUGAUAUGGAAUAAGAGAACUGAUUUUCAGCUCAACCUUUCGGUUUACAAUUUUGAUAUGUUCCAUUUGAUGUUGGCUUUAGCUUAUUGUGAGGGG
Cuscuta campestris is the source of this 2420-nucleotide messenger RNA. Lineage: Eukaryota; Viridiplantae; Streptophyta; Magnoliopsida; Solanales; Convolvulaceae. The record is from the annotation of a GenBank genome assembly.